GGGCCUCGGCCUGCGAUGCCGGAGGCCGGGAGCUGGGCUAGUUUUCAGGCCCAAUUAAGAGCCGGCCCAGCAGAGGAGCAGGUGGGCCCGCAUCUCAAAAAAAUGAGGAGCAUGUGGGCCCAUCGUAUCUUCCUCUCCUUCGCAGGAGGCUCGCAGCCACUGGUCGCGCGUAUCGCCUCGCUGUAUCUGCCACGGCAGCGAGGCCGGGUGGCUGACCGGAGGCCACAGCCCACAGCUCUGCCUGGAUUCCGCGAGGCCACGGCGCGUCCUGCCGUCGCCGGAGAGCCGCCCGCUGGAGGGAUGACGUCGCCGGCGCAGGCCGUGCUUGCGGUGGCGCUCGCGGCCAUCCUCUCGACGCCGGCUCCGCAGCCGGACACCUUCUCCAACAUCCCGCCCACGCUCUCCGGUGCGUCUCCAGCACGACACGUGCUUCCACUUAGCAGCACAGCACGCAUGGCCACUGUGGCCAGGGUCACUGACGAGGGCGUCCCGAGCUGGGCAGGGGGCGACGGGAAGGCGGAGCGGAUCAAGCACCCCAGGUCGGCCAAGGCGCUCCAGUGCACGACCAAGUGCGUCGGCACCUGCAUCCGCGGCGGCGGCGGCGCGCCCGGCGAGGGCCCCCUCAACGUCAGGAGGCCACUCGUGGUGUUCAAGGACGGGUUCCGGACCCGGCAGUACUGCCUGAUAGAAUGCUCAGAUAUCUGCAAUCGCAUCAAGGAUGGGAAGGAUGGACCCUGAGCCGUUCGUGACAGAGUAACAGAGCAAUUUGUAAAUGUGUACGGGGUUACUGAAGCAACUGUCAUGGCUGCAGGCUGGAUAGAAACCAAGUUCUUCUGCCAGGUCUCUAAAUGCAGCAUUUCAGAGGCGUUAAAGGUAAGGUAAACACUAACACAUGGGAUUCAGGGGUACUUGGUACUGGUAGCUGGAAUAGUUUGCAACAACCUGAGCAAAUCCGCUAGGAUUGCUCCCAGAAGUUGCAGUUCCAAUGAAACUAGCAGGGUUGCAGUAUAGUAAUUUUGGUAGCUCCCAGUGCGAUAGAGGGUAUAUAUAGAGAUUAAAUUCUCCAAGGAUUGGAAUUGUCUAAUUUUACAUUCUAGCUCCUACAUGAUAAUGAGUUCUUCGUGCACAAUGCAUGUGGAUA
Panicum hallii is the source of this 1141-nucleotide messenger RNA. RefSeq lists its product as uncharacterized. Bases 16 to 738 code for a protein of 240 amino acids. Lineage: Eukaryota; Viridiplantae; Streptophyta; Magnoliopsida; Poales; Poaceae. The record is from RefSeq and is a predicted model, not a curated record. The transcript has 3 exons.